Plasmodium falciparum 3D7 is the source of this 636-nucleotide messenger RNA. It is a transcript of the gene ALBA2, whose product is annotated as ribonuclease P subunit p25 family protein. NCBI's taxonomy places the organism in Eukaryota, Apicomplexa, Aconoidasida, Haemosporida, Plasmodiidae. The record is from RefSeq and is a predicted model, not a curated record.
AUGCCGGGUAGCACAAAGAGUGAUACAAAAUUAGAAAACGAGAUUAGAAUUAGUUACAAGAGUGAUGCAUUAGAUUAUGUCUAUAAAGCUAUUGUAUUAUUCGAGACCUAUGAUGAAAUUAUUUUAUCAGGAGUAGGAAAAGCUAUAAGUUCUGUUGUUAAUGUAGCUGAAAUGGUAAAAAGGAGAGCCAAGGGCUUACACCAGUUUACCAAGCUUUACGAAAAGGAGCAUGUAAUUAAAAGAGAGGAUAAUAGUGGCUUGAAAAAGAACGCAAAAAAUGAAGACAAGAAAUCGGGGGAUGAAGAAGAGGAAGAAGAAGAAGAAGAAGAAGAUGAGGAAAACAAUAAAAACAAAGAAGCAAAUAACAGAACUGUUGAAUUUAUUACUACUGUUCCAUGUAUGAAAAUUAUUUUAUCAAAAAAUGAGGAUAAAAUUGACAAAAAUGAAAUAGGUUAUCAGAAACCAUUGGACGAAAAAGAAGUAAAUGUUAUGACCCCAGAACAAAUAUUAAAGGAAAAAUCUUAUAGAAGAAGAUAUAGAAGAGGAGGACGUGGUGGUGAUCGAUUUAGAUCAUAUCGAAGAAACUAUUAUGAAACAUCCAUGUGGAAUAAUAGAAGAUAUGAAAAAAGAAAUUAA